AUGCUCUCAAGUGUUGCUGCAAUGAAGGCACCCCGCACACACAACCGUCGCUGCGUGACCGGAUCCAGCGGAAGGAGGAGGGAAGGAGGAGAGAGUGAGCCGCCGAGGCCCAACAUGUCGCGGCGUGUGUUUACUUCCGCGGUGCUGCUUCUUCUUUUUGUGAUGACGUGCUGUGGGAGUGGUGGAGCUGCUUCUGCUGGGGGGAGUAAUGUAAAGAAAGCAGUUGAUGCGUUGAGGGGGAUUGGAUGGGAAAAGCUUGACAACUGGGAGGAUGUUUCUGGCGCUGGUGGUAAAUAUGGCUCGCUUCGUGGUCCCAGUCUCGUUGAUCUGCAGGGUCAUGUAUUUGCUAUUGCUGAAGUCCAUUGCAGGGAUGGAGGCGAAUGCAGCGACGUCAGCUUUACUGGGAUUGCGUCAAAGUACCUUGAUUUAAGUGGUGUUGCUGAUCCAACGGAGAUCUUGACGGCAGAUGCGAGUAUCUUUGGCGCAGAUCUUCUAAAGGAAGGGUCUGAGGGUAUCGGCGCCAGAAACGGCAUAACGCGACCAACGACACUUGUACUUGGGGAAAGCGUUUACGUGCUCCUGGGAAACUACAGCCAUACAAGGCCGCAGGUUGGGGGCACGAAUGAGCGGGGCCUUUUA
Trypanosoma cruzi is the source of this 639-nucleotide messenger RNA. Its product is annotated as trans-sialidase, putative. The transcript has a single exon. The annotation marks the transcript as partial. NCBI's taxonomy places the organism in Eukaryota, Euglenozoa, Kinetoplastea, Trypanosomatida, Trypanosomatidae. The record is from RefSeq and is a predicted model, not a curated record.